Molecule: messenger RNA, 397 nt
Organism: Verticillium alfalfae VaMs.102
Lineage: Eukaryota; Fungi; Ascomycota; Sordariomycetes; Glomerellales; Plectosphaerellaceae
Exons: 4
Coding region: 69-281 (70 amino acids)
Source: RefSeq, a predicted model, not a curated record
AGUCAAUCAAUCCUACGAAUCGCCUACCGAUACUCAACAGUCGAACCCCACGAUUUCUCUUCAAUAAGAUGGCUCUCGUCAACGCCAGGAACAAGGUGCCCGAGCACCAGGUCUUCUACCAGAACGCCUACAAGAACCACCAGCGUCUCUGGAGGAUCAACCCUCGCUCCAAGUUUCUUAUGGUCCCCUACCUUGCCCUCCUUUGGGGUGGCUUCGCCGGUUCCGUCUACAUGGGCGUCCGUAAGGUUGCCGGUCACAACACCUGGCUCGGCGAGAACUAGAGUCUGGUACAGCAUUAUAUCGUGCCCCUACGGUUUGACAGGGUUGUUUGUAUAAUGGAUAGACCGAGCUGUGCAAUCAAUCAAGGCUAGAAAGUCUCAAUUCAGACUUUCCGUUC